Messenger RNA from Toxotes jaculatrix (banded archerfish), 4054 nucleotides. RefSeq names its product transcription factor Sp3-like. Gene Ontology annotation, molecular function: DNA-binding transcription factor activity, RNA polymerase II-specific; RNA polymerase II cis-regulatory region sequence-specific DNA binding. The transcript has 9 exons. Bases 203 to 2161 code for a protein of 652 amino acids. Gene Ontology annotation, biological process: regulation of transcription by RNA polymerase II. Lineage: Eukaryota; Metazoa; Chordata; Actinopteri; Toxotidae. The record is from RefSeq and is a predicted model, not a curated record.
ACCGUCAAUCAAAAUAGAAAAAAAUCGACCCGAAUUCACCGAUCAACACUAGCCCGCCUUUGAUAAAACAAUCAUGUUCGGAGUUUAGUUGAUCAGAUAAUCCUCCCGCUUACUACCAUUCACGCUAUGACUGGUACGUAAACAUUUAGCGCAUCGAAGCGUGCAACUAAUCGCGCCAGAGCAGCCUCUGAAACAAGGAGAAAUGGCGUCCGCGGACGUGGACAGCAGUCAAAGCGAGUUUCUGCAACCCGGCGGCGCAGCGGAAACACAGACAACAGAUAUGUCGGCCAUUCAGCUGACGGGUUCAGACCGAUGGGAGGUGUUAACUCCUGUCUCAACUGGGAAGGAAGACCAGGGAGUUGUUCACAUUCCAAACUCUGGGAUCGUCACGUCCAACGGGCAGUAUGUGCUUCCUAUUGGGAGUCUUCCCAGCCAGCCCAUUUAUGUUACAGCAUCUGGGAAUGAGGCUGCAGCCAAUGGAGUGUCAGGCAUUCAGUAUCAGGUCAUCCCCCAAAUCCAAAAUGCAGAUGGGACACUUGCAGGAUUCCCAACACAAGGAUUGGAUGAUGGCACAGGGCAGAUCCAGCUCCUCCAAGAUGGAAGCCAGGGCAGCAUCGGGAUCAGUUGUGGUACGACAGCGACCACAGACCUGCUGACGCAGGCAGGGCAAGUACAGUCAAUCCAAGGUGUCCCGCUGGCUGGGGGGACAGCAUACACCAGCACAGUACCUGUAGGAAUCCCCAGCAACAUAACAUUCGUCCCCAUAAAUAGUGUGGAUCUGGAGUCACUAGGGCUCACAGGUGCGCAGACGGUCCCCAUUGCAACUGGGGUGACACCCGAGGGCCAGCUGAUAAUGAGCGGCCAGACGCUGGAGAGUCAAGGUCAGGACGCUGGUGGCAAACAGUCACUGGUGACUGUGAGCGAUGCCAACCAAGAGCUCUACGUGCCAACCACCACUACCACUUCCUCUUCCAACUCCUCCCAACUCCCGGAGACCAUUGAUGGCACUGGGGUUCUGACCCAAGCAACCGCUGUGUCUGCAGGCGUGUCUGACCCUUCCUCCUCUGAGAACUUCAACUCCCACAACCACCUGCAACAAAUCCAGGUGUCAUCCUCUAACGCCACCACUAUCUCGCAGCCCAUCCUGCAGCUGUCUGGGGACAGUCAGGCCCAGGUAGCGCAGGUGGCUCCAGGUCAGGACCUGAAUGCAGCAGCAGGUCAGACUCUACAGAGUGUGCAGCUGGUCAACCCAGGGACCUUCCUCAUACAGGCCCAAACUGUCACCGCUACAGGACAGAUCCAGUGGCAAACCUUCCAGGUUCAGGGUGUCCAGUCACUCCAGGGGCUCCAGUUGCCCCAGGGGCAAGGUCAGGCCCAGCAGUUGACCUUAGCCCCAGUUCAGACCCUCCCUCUGGGCCAGGCAGGCCAGGUCAGCCUACCCAACCUCCAGACUGUCACAGUCAACUCUGUAACACAAGCGGGAGUUCAGUACACACAGGGAGAGGAUACAAACAGUCCAGCUGGUAUACAGAUAAAAGAGGAGCCAGACUCUGAGGAAUGGCAGCUGAGCGGUGACUCCACGCUGAACCCCAGCGACCUGAACAACCUGCGUGUUCAGAUGGGAGACGAGGAAAUGGAGACGCCGAGCGGGGAGGGCAAGAGGCUCCGCAGAGUAGCCUGCACCUGCCCCAACUGCAAAGAGUCUGGAGGAAGAGGCUCAGGCAUGGGGAAGAAGAAGCAACACAUCUGCCACAUCGCCGGCUGCGGGAAGGUUUACGGGAAGACGUCUCAUCUCCGAGCUCACCUGCGCUGGCACAGCGGGGAAAGACCCUUCGUCUGCAACUGGAUGUUCUGCGGGAAGAGGUUCACCAGGAGCGACGAGCUGCAGAGACACAGGAGGACACACACAGGAGAGAAGAAGUUUGUGUGCACGGAGUGCUCCAAGAGGUUCAUGCGGAGCGAUCACCUGGCCAAGCACAUAAAGACUCACCAGAAUAAAAAAGGCGGGGUUCCCUCCUCCACGUCUCCGCCCACCACCGACGCCGUCAUCACCGCCGACGGAACCACGCUCAUCCUGCAGACCGCCACCCACGACCUCGUAACCAAUCAGGAGAUCCCUUUGCAGCUGGUCACCGUCGCGCCCGGUGAGGUCAUGGAAUGAGGGGGUGAAUGGGGUGAGGUGGCUUUUUGAGAACUGGCCUAUCACAGGGACCUCUUGGGCUCUUCUCCUCCCCCCUCUUACCUUUUUUUGUUUUGUUUUUUUUUUACAUAUGAAUAUAUACGUAAAUAUAUAUGACAAAUAUAUAUAUUUUAAGUAAGAGUUAUCAUGACUUUAUGUUUGUUUUUUGCAGUCUUUUUAUAGGCGGGCAAAAAAAAAACAUUAAAAUGUGGUUGCUAUGUACACGCGUAAACACACUCACAUUCUCACACUCACACACGCACACACACCCAAGAAAACACACAUUAACACUCAAAAAAAAAAACCCAACAUGAAUACUCAACACAAUGAAAUGCCUUAUUUUGUAUCAUACUCUUGUAUAAAAUGCUGGAGGUGCAUGUGUUUUUUAAGCUUUGCAGAUGAUGUAACUGUAACGGAGACAAAUGUGUUUGUGAAAUGGAGAAGAUAAUGACGAGGAGGAGUUUCUGGUAGAGAGAAAACGAAGUAGUGAACCUCUCUGGGAUUAAUUUGAGUUCUUGUCUCUGGAGAGUUCUGACAAAACUGAGCGCUCUGUUUGAAGCAGCGCAACAUCCAUGCUGAGCUGUUGCACCGCUGCUGCUCUUUUUUUUUUUAAGGCAUUGUGUGACAUUUUGGGAAAUAUGCUUUUUCGCUUUCUUACUGAGAAGUUGGAUGAGAAAAGUGAUACCACUCUCAUGUUUGUACAGUAAAAAUUAAGCUACCACCAGCGGCUGGUUAGCUUAGCUUAGCUUAGUAUAAAGCCCAGCUCUGUUCAAAGAUUGAUGUUUUUCCACCUUGGUUUUUGUACUUCUUAAACAAACAAGAUGCAGCGUGUUAAUUAGAGGGGGCUGUAUAGGUGCUGGUAGGAGCCAGUCCAACUGUUUUCCCCGUUUCUCAUUUAAUUCUCAGCAAGAAGUCGAAUCAGCGUUUUCCCUUGGAAUGUGGAGUUUUUCCUUUGCUGCAGCUGUCGCCCAAUCAUUGACAGCCCGCAGGACGGUGACGCUGAUGUCAGGCCAUGCUGUUUCAAACAGAGUGGGAGGUUCAGGCAGUCAGAGAAGGACGACAGUGCCACUGUUUACUGAUCUGAAGUUGUUUGCCCACCCCGAGGGGUGGCAAAAAAUAGAUGCAAGCCGCUCUGAAAAAGAGCAACUUCUUCCAGCAUCCGGUCAGUCUGAACAGAAUGUCUCAUCUGUCCUCACGAGCACACCGUCCGCUGUGCUUGUCUCUAUUUUUCUUUCCUUUUGCAUAUUUUUGUUGUAAAUUUGCAUCGUAUUUCGUUUUUUCCGUGUCCCUUCUCUGGUCCGGGUGUCGUCUAAGUCAAAGCCACAUGAUGGUGAUCAUAGGUUUUCAAAGCGUAGAGCGGUUACCUCUGAAUUCCCGCAAGGCUUUUUUUUUUUCGUUGUCAUUGUCAGCCGCACAUGGCUGCAGGAGGAGAGCGUGCGCCGAUGUUGCCAUGUGACAAAAACUGAGAAUCGGAUGCAACAAAUCAGCGAGCCCCCGAGGGCGUUUUUGUCAUCGAACAUUCCAGUUGGACACCAGAUGAUGUGGGAUUAGUUUUGCAAUAACUGCUCUGUUGAUAAUUCUGGCCAGAUGUCACUCAAGUCAAAAGGAAAACAAUCAUGCCAUUGUUUGUUGUUUUUGUUUUUUUAUUUUAAUUAAUGUAAUCCCUUCCUCCCUUUGUCCUUGCGUUUGUAGCAUUCAUUUACAUGUAUAUUACCUUCUUUUCACAUUGUUUAUAGAAGCCAUUACUUAGUUAACUGAAUUUGUUGUAUCAAAACCUUAUUUUAAGUGAUUUUUUUAAAGAAUUGGUGUAAAAAUUGAAUGUUACCUUUUGUAAAACAUUUUUUCAAAUGGAUCACAAUAAAAGUCUGAAAUGUU